This is a messenger RNA of Salvelinus sp. IW2-2015, 700 nucleotides long. It is a transcript of the gene mrps11, whose product is annotated as mitochondrial ribosomal protein S11. Gene Ontology annotation, biological process: mitochondrial translation. Gene Ontology annotation, cellular component: mitochondrial small ribosomal subunit; ribosome. The record is from RefSeq and is a predicted model, not a curated record. Gene Ontology annotation, molecular function: structural constituent of ribosome. Lineage: Eukaryota; Metazoa; Chordata; Actinopteri; Salmoniformes; Salmonidae.
UCACCUCCCUCCGAUGCCUGGCCAGGACAGUGUGCUGAGAUGGGCUGGGAAGAAGUACGAGGAGUUGCCCAUAGCACAUAUCAAAGCCACAUAUAACAAUACACAUGUCCAGGUGACAGACUGCGAGGGCCAGUUCAUGGUCAGAACAUCAUGUGGAACAGAGGGGUUCAAGAACGUCAAGAAGUCCACUCCCAUCGCUGCUCAGACAGCAGGCAUCUCAGCUGCAGCGAAGGCCACGGUGGUGGGGGUGACGUUUGUCCGUGUGUUGGUGAAAGGUCUGGGUCCUGGACGCCUGUCUGCCAUCAAGGGUCUGACCAUGGGAGGAUUGAAGGUGGUGUCCAUCACAGACAACACCCCCGUACCACACAAUGGUUGUCGCCCUCGCAAYGCUAGAAGAAUAUGAACAGGACCGUACCAUCGUGGACUGCAGGGGUCCAUCUGUCUUGUYACAUGCUUCAUGUUGUUGUUGUAUGAAGACUAUUUUUUACUGGUAUUUAAGCAUUUUGGAAAAUACUUGUACAGGAAGUGAUGUUGGUAAAACAUUCAGGGCCCGUUUCCCAGACACAGAUUAAGCCCUGAAAAACAAGUUCAAUGUAAAAUCUUCAGUCCAGGACUAGGCUUUAUCUGGGAAACUGACCCUGCGUGCAUGUACCAGCACAUAGAACAUGAUGGGAACAUUAAAACAGCCUCGUUCUAGAUU